AUGCUUCAGAUGCAAGUAAUGAGCGGCAUUAAGGAUGGGAAUGCCAAGGGCAAGCAGGCAGGUACAGCAGUACGCAAGGCAGAUGACCAAGUGCAAAAGCCAAUAAAUAGCUGUACCAUCGAGCAGCAGCGGCCGCUAGCUCUCCUCCUUCCUUCCUUCCUUCCGUCCUUCUCCAGUCGUACUACUUUACAGAUCAGAUCAGAUCAGAUCAGAUCAGAUCAACUGGAGAACAGGUGGUGGGCAGGGGGCGUGGCGACGGCCGGGGUCGACUCGGUCGUCGCUACCUCCUCUUCUGCUUCCCCCUACCCCUCACUCCGCCUGCAAGAUCCCAAUCUCAACGCGGACCACUGCGCGUCUACAAAUAACGCCGCCGCCGGCAACCAACUCCUCGAAACGGGCAACGACAGCGGCGGAUCCGGCGGACCUGCAGGUGGACGCCGACCCCGCGGCCGCCCCUACGGGUCCAAGAACAAGCCCAAGCCGCCGGUGGUCGUCACGCGCGAGAGCCCCAACGCGCUGCGCUCGCACGUGCUGGAGAUCUCCGCCGGCGCCGACGUGAUGGACGCGGUCGCCUCCUUCGCCCGGCGAAGGCAGCGCGGGGUCUCCGUGCUGAGCGGCAGCGGCGCCGUGGCCGACGUCACGCUCCGCCAGCCCGGCGGCGCCGUCCUCGACCUCCGCGGCCGAUUCGACAUCCUAAACCUCUCCGGAGCCUUCCUCCCCCCGCCGUCCCCGCCGGGUAUCACGGGGCUCACCGUGUACCUCGCCGGCGGGCAGGGGCAGGUCGUGGGAGGGAGUGUCGUCGGGGAGCUGUUGGCGGCGGGCCCGCUGAUGAUCGUAGCCGCCACCUUCACCAACGCUACCUACGAGCGGCUGCCGCUGCCGGACGACGACACCGAGGCCGCCGCAGGUUGCCUCCGGAACAGCCCCCGGUCGCAGCGGCAACCUCCAUCCCCUGGCGGCGAACAAUCAGGCGCCGAUCGGCCGACAUCGUCCGCACCGCUCUUCAAUCUGCAACCGAAUCUACUACCCAGAGGACAGCUGACCCAGGAGAUGUUGGGGGGAAAUCCAGCGUGGGCAUCGCGGCCGCCGCCGUCCUACUGAUAAACAUAUAUACACAUCCAUCCCCCUCUUAUUAUUAUUAUUAUUAUUAUUAUUAUUAUUAUUAUUAUUACAUCCAAACUCAAUUAUUACAAACUCGUAACUUUAUUUAUGAAUUUUAUUUUCUUCUAUUUAGCAUUUUCAUCUGCCGGGGCCUUUCUAUCAAUUUUCUGAUGUGUUUUUGAGUCCAAAUACUAAUUCUUUUGAGUUCCUAUUUAAUUCAGCUUCCGAUGUGCGUGCUUACUCA
Messenger RNA from Zingiber officinale, 1345 nucleotides. Its product is annotated as AT-hook motif nuclear-localized protein 23-like. The record is from RefSeq and is a predicted model, not a curated record. The transcript is spliced from 2 exons. Lineage: Eukaryota; Viridiplantae; Streptophyta; Magnoliopsida; Zingiberales; Zingiberaceae. Gene Ontology annotation, cellular component: nucleus. Gene Ontology annotation, molecular function: minor groove of adenine-thymine-rich DNA binding; DNA-binding transcription factor activity. Bases 1 to 1101 code for a protein of 366 amino acids.